Molecule: messenger RNA, 6454 nt
Organism: Varroa destructor (honeybee mite)
Lineage: Eukaryota; Metazoa; Arthropoda; Arachnida; Mesostigmata; Varroidae
Product: atrial natriuretic peptide receptor 1-like
Biological process (GO): receptor guanylyl cyclase signaling pathway; protein phosphorylation; cGMP biosynthetic process
Cellular component (GO): plasma membrane
Molecular function (GO): guanylate cyclase activity; peptide receptor activity; adenylate cyclase activity
Source: RefSeq, a predicted model, not a curated record
GGAGUCGUACGACAGGAAAGUCGGAUCCGGUCAGUCAUAAUACGCUGCGAGAGUUGCCCCAGCAUCGCACAUUUGCUGGUGCAACUAGUAUAGCUAAAAUAGCCGUGUGACAACAUAGUAGUGUGAAAAGCUGAUUGCACCUUGUAUCCUAACAGUUUACUUAGCAGCAAUUUGCAGCCAAACGUAUCAAUAAAUCCAUACACUUACCGAAAAACAAAAGCGACAAGCCCUACUCAUACAAUAAUGGGACCGUUUAUCUACGUCCUGGGUCAUGCUCGAAGGCGUCGGCGACAGACAAGCGGCGCCUUGCCAACAAUUCUCGCACUGUUGUGGUUCGCUCUUGUGGUGUCAUAUCUCGUGUACGGUGUGGCAGCUGUGUCGGACGCGUCAGCUAGGUAUAACCUCCGCAGGCCGAUAGCACGGCAACUUGGAACGGCGGUGAUGAUUCCGCUAAGCAAAAGGCACGCGAGACGUCGUGAUGCGACGAUGACAAAAGACAGCGCCCAUGAAUCGGUGGCCAGCGCCAUUGAACUGGAUAACGAUAAUGAAACCGCGGCUGGCGAUGCAGGCGUUGACGAAGACGAGGAAUAUGUCGAACCCACGGACUACAGUAAAACUAAUGAUCCGGAGGAUGUGAAACUUCCACCGAGAAUUGGAAUGAUGAAUCAAGUAACAGUGAACACCAGUGAUAAUUCGAUAGAUGAGACCUCUAUCGAAGAUCCGCAAGCACUGGGAACGAUUCAGCACGAAAUCAAAUGGAAGGAGGAUAGCCGAUUCCAUGACCCUAUAGAUAACCGGUUUGUUGCCAGGAUUGUAUCAAUCUUUAUUACAAGCAAAGGCCUACGUCGAAGCUUCGAUUUCCGUAUCGCUAAACCCGCUCUUGAGCUCGCUGUGAACGACGUGAUGGACAAAUACCCCAACAUUCGAUUCAAAAUCAUUCAACGCCGGGGAUAUGUUGCCUGCCAGACAAACAACGCUGGAAAUAUGGCUGCCGAAGAAUACCACGGAAGCGAUGGGGCUACCGCUUUUAUUGGACCUGGUUGUUCAGCGGCUGUCGAUAUAGUUGGUCGUUUAGCAUCGUAUUGGAAUAUUCCAGUCUGUACAGCAGCGGGUGUGAGCGCCCAAUUUGAGGAUCGGUCCGUAUAUUCGACCUUGUUAAGACUUGCACUCACGAUAAACACUCUUGGGGACGCAAUCACUCACGUCCUCAAGCUUUUUGACUGGCACCACGUGGUCAUUCUGAGCGAUUCCUCACAAACGUUUUUUCGACAACUACACAAAGCGUUAUCACCUAUUAUGCGAAACUUUCAGCGGGAGGGGUACGAGCUUACCCGAUUUAACCGUGAAUUCGAAUCGAAGAAACAGCCCAACUACACUAAUCUACUGCUUGAGGGACGCGCACAUGGAAGAAUCUUCCUUUUAGGAGUAGAUGGCAUUGUCCUUCGGCAAAUAAUGUUGUGUGCAUACGACCUUGGCAUGGGUAAUGGCGAGUAUGCUUUCAUAGCUGCCAAACCAUACACGAAUGUUCGCUAUUUUGGAGAGUACACGUGGAACGUUGCAGGAGAUAAACGUAAUGAGGACGCCCGUAAGAUGUACGAACAGCUUAUGGUUAUCUCGCUCAUUAUGCGGCCAAGCCGGGAGUAUAAAAAGUUUGUCGAAAAGGUUGUGCUGAAAAGUAAGGCUGAACAAGUCAACGGGCCAAUGAUCGACAAAUCUAUUAUUAACGAGCUCUUGGGCGGGUUCUAUGACUGCGUGCAGCUAUAUGCGUGGGCUGUAAAUAAAACGUUAAGUGAAGGCAAAAACCCGCUUGAUGGGAAGCAUCUCAUCAACGAAAUCCUCAAGUCAACACAAAAUGGAUUAACGGGCAUGUUGCAGUUCAACGAAAACGGCGAUCGUAUGGCCGAAUACGCCAUUCAUGAUUUCAACUCAACUGGGCAAAUGGAUAUCGUGGCUAUGUAUAGUUCGCUAAACAAGACGGUAACAAUGCUGCCGAAUAAGUCGUUCUUGUGGUUGACAGGUUCAUCGCCGCGCGAUGUUCCCAUAUGCGGAUUUCUUGGCGAAGCACCCCACUGCCGUGAGAUAGAAUCGCCAAUUCUUCUCAUUGUCAUCACGGUGGUGACUUUAGCCAGCUUCCUUGGAAUGGCAGUCAUCGCACUCAUAUUUUACAGGAAAAUGAAACUCGAAACCCAGUUAGCCAACCUUUGGUGGCAUAUCAAAUGGGACGAAAUCAGCUAUCCGGAUAAACAACAGCGUAAGUCUGCGACAUCGCUUUCGAUCAACGGUGAUGGCCAAAAUAAUGGUGCCACCGAGUCGAAAACUUCACCGCGUUUCGGAACCGGGUUUCCUGUUGAAAAUGGUGUUCCUGGAAGAUUCGGAAAUGUACAUAUUGGAAUAUACAAGGGCAUGAAGGUAGCGGUUCGUCAACUACGUAUCUGCAAGUUCACGACCACCCGAUCCUUUCUGCUGGAACUAAAACAAAUGCACGACUUGACGCACGAAAACCUCGUCCGCUUAAUUGGGUUAACCGCUGAGGAUCUAAACGUUGGCGUCGUCAUGGAAUACUGCCCUCGAGGUAGCCUGCGGGACCUUCUCGAAAACGAAUCCCUGCGAUUAGACUGGACCUUUAGGUACUCAAUCAUCAACGAUAUUGUCGAGGGCAUGUGUUUCCUCCACUCGAACUUCAUCGGUUGCCACGGUCGUUUGCGUUCGACAACUUGUCUUAUUGACGCACGGUUUGUUGUCAAGAUAUCGAACUUCGGCCUGCGAGAGCUUCGAAGACAAGUCGCCCUACCAGAGAUUGAAGAUCCACGUGAUCUGCUGUGGUGUGCGCCUGAACAUCUCCGAGGCGACCUGCCUCUUCGGCGUGGCUCGCAGAAAGGCGAUGUGUACAGCUUUGCCAUCAUUCUGCAAGAGAUUAUCACCCGUUCGGGCCCUUUCGAAAAUCUAGAAAAGUACUCGCGGCAUUUUCUACCACCCGAAGAAAUUCUCUUUCGUGUCAAGCUGGGCUCGAAUCCUCCGUUUCGACCAGAUGUCACGCCAGAUGACUGUCCUCGUGAACUGCUGUCGCUGAUGAAGCUCUGUUGGAACGAAAGCCCAUCACUCCGACCGUCAUUUGCUAUCAUCAAGCAACUCAUGAAAAAGUACACGAAGUCCAUGGGAAGUAGCAACUUAUUAGACAACCUAUUGAAGCGGAUGGAACAAUACGCCAACAAUCUCGAACAACUAGUUGAAAAUAAAACUGCACUUCUCGUCGAGGAAAAGCGAAAGAGCGACGAACUUCUAUAUGAAGUGUUGCCCAGGUACGUGGCCGAGCAGUUGAAACGUGGUGAGUACGUGAAGCCAGAGGCGUUCGAAUGGGUCACCAUUUGUUUUAGUGACAUCGUAGGCUUCACGCAGAUCUGUGCUAAUUCAACACCUAUGCAGGUGGUGGACCUUCUGAACGACCUAUACUCGUGCUUCGACGCAAUCAUCCAGAACUACGACGUGUUCAAAGUCGAAACCAUCGGCGACGCCUAUAUGGUCGUAAGCGGCUUGCCCGUCCGUAACGGAAAUGAACACGCCAGGGAAAUCGCUCGGAUGACCCUGAGUUUGCUCAAAGCCAUUAAACAGUUUAGGGUUCGGCAUCAUCCCACCGAAAAGCUGCAACUUCGUAUAGGGGUUCACUCAGGUCCCUGCGCAGCGGCCGUUGUGGGGUUAAAAAGGCCAAGAUAUUGCCUUUUUGGUGAUUCCGUUAAUACGGCCUCACGUAUGGAAAGCUACGGAGAGGCAAUGAUGAUACACAUCACAGGAGAUACGAAACGUCUUCUCGACACGUUCGGCACAUUCAAAACCACCUGCAGGGGCGAGAUCCAAGUAAAGGGAAAAGGACAAAUGAUCACGUACUUUCUGGAGGCCGAAGAUCCGCCGUUUUCCCCAGAGAUCGGUCUUCAGGGCACCUUCUUUACCAAUGAACAUCUUCUCAAAGAUAUCUGAACUCGAAGAAAAACAACUCAUGAUUGUCGACAGACAAGCAUCAUUGCUUCACUAGAUCGUUAGUUAUAAAAAUUAACUCAGCCUUCAUACCCACAUAUAAAUACAAACAAGAAUAUAUUUGACAGAAGUCACUACACAAACGUUGUAACCGUCUACAAUCGCCAAUCUAUUACCCAACCUGGGGGUCUAAAUGAUUAUAUACCUAUAUAGCUUAGGGAAAAGGUCGACUGAGCGACAACGCAAGGAGAGCUACUGAUAUAAGGCGUUACCUGUCAUCAUUGCAUCAUAUCGUCCACAACCUAUGUAUACGAGAAAAAUAAAUAUAAAUUACGUAUGUACAAUUCCCACCCUAUUCCCUAGCAGCAACUAGUUUUGAAUUAAUGGUACCGGUGAUGAGGGUUAGAUCUACGGAGUGACGUGAUUCAAUUCAGUUCAAUAAAGGGUAAUCGACCAGGUUUACCGAAAUAGCACAAUGGAUAUCUGGUGCCUGUACCAUUAUAGUACACAUGAUUUGUACAUACUAUGGCGAAAUCCAUUCGGUACAUGGAAUUAUAUAGUAAUAACAACACGAACAUGACCACCAUUUACAAUGAGAGAGUAACAGCGCUAAAUUUGGAGGGAUUUUGUGAGAGGGCAAUGCCUUUAACUAUACACCUAAAGCUGUAAAUGUGACAAUUAUAUAAAAGUUGGCGAAUAUUACUAAGUAGCAUAUUUAAUAACACUGCGCUUAUAUAAUAUAACGCAAAUGAAAUCGGGUGCAUGACCACGAGAUAGAAUCAAUGGACGUGCCCCUCUAAACCGUUGUAUGAUUGUCUAUUAAGUGAAGUACAAUGACGAUCGGAUGCCGACCGAAUUUGUAUCUCAGGGCUGCCAGCGAUCCGCUGGCAUUGAUAGGCCUACUCGUCGUAGCGUGGUUGUUGCUAUAGGAAAAUCUUAUUGUAUAAUAGGAACACUCACCGUGAUUCGUUGAUUUAUAGCAUUACGAGGCGGUGGUCCAAGAUAUACAACUGUACAUUUAUCGCGUAUGUCAAAGUUACUAAAAACCGUACGUAAAACAAAAAAUAUCUAAUUGACCAUCGAUAGACAAUACCUCGACUGUUAGUCGAGGUAUUGUUAGGUUAAGGCUAAUUGGCACCUAAAAAGUUCUCAUCAGCUUGCCUGCCUCGAAGGACCAUUGCCAUAAGCGAAUGCUGGAUGCCUAAAUUGUAGAACGUUCCUGUCGAGCAACGGAGCAUUUCGGACAAUUUCAACCUAAUAAAUUGACGAAAAUUGGCUAACAAACCAUAGACAUUUCCAUUUUUACCUCGUCUCGAGCACCUACCUUGUACUCGCCGAACCUGAAUGACCAAGGGGAGCGCUAAACAUGGCCGUCUUCAUGAAGCCUUUCAGAUGCCGUUUUCUCUACGCAUAUAUGCGGCAAUUUAAGAGAAUGCUACUAUUGAUAUAAACAAAAGAAACUAACUGACACCGAGGUGAGCGUAUGUUUGAUACAGAGUGUGUGAUGAGUCGACGGUGUAUCGCGUGCUAUUUUAGAUGAACUAGACAAAGCGGUGACGGAUAAAUGUCCUCUUAUUACUUUCGUUGUAUUGUGAAGCGUGUGAAUAUCGAAACUAUGAAACAGGAUGAUUUACUAUCAAAGUAACGGAAACGCACGUCGGGAUGCAGCUUAUUUCUAUAUACAUCCACAUACACACACAUUCUUUAAUAUUGAAUAUAUUAUGUAUUUGUAAGGAAAACAUAGGAACAGAAGCACAAACACCUUCGUAAAAUUGCAUGCGUAGUACAGUCGGGAUAUAUAUAUAUAUAUACACACACACACAUUAUAACGUUAAUGAGUUAAGCGUCCUGUAACGAACGUGGGGAACGCAGCUCGACGCGUAAAACACUGCUCGUUCCCACCUUCUAUUACCCUGUUCUGCUUCGGGGGUGCUUAGCUCGCCUACGGCAUGGCUCAGAUAGUAAUCAAUAAGAGAUGUUACUGUGGAGCGCUAAGGGUCAGGGAAGGAAUCUCUUCGUGGGGCUCCAGUUACAGUCCAAAAAGAUCAUGUUAAUGCAUUUAAAAUUUUGUUUUUACGACUGGCCUUAAUGACUUCAUUUCAGUUUCUCACUAUCAUUACCAACUGCAGGUGAGCUUCAAGCUAUAUAAUUUACCAUUCAUAACGACAACGUUGACUCAGUCUUCCGGCAAAUUUAUUCGAUCGACUUCUUCUUCGACAGUAUGUAGUUCGAUAUAAUUAGUGCCAUCUGUAUAACUGCCGGGCUGAACUAUUUGUGUGCUUUAAGCUGAAGACAAAGCGUGCUCUCGUUCCCCUUCCGUCGAGGACCAAAACAGGGCAUUGUAUUUCACGCAUUGUAUAUUGCAUAUACGGCAUGCAAAAGUAAACAUGUAAAUCUAGCGUAGCAUUAUAUUGUAUCAUGAGUAUGACAUAUAUAAUACCACUACUACUACUACCCUAUACAUAUAUUCUUUGUGUACACAUAA